This is a messenger RNA of Ordospora pajunii, 195 nucleotides long. RefSeq lists its product as uncharacterized. The transcript has a single exon. Lineage: Eukaryota; Fungi; Microsporidia; Ordosporidae. The record is from RefSeq and is a predicted model, not a curated record. The coding region runs from base 1 to 195 and encodes 64 amino acids.
AUGGAAAAUGCCUGUGGGCAGAACAACCCGCCGAACAGCAACAAAAGAAUAUUUACAAGACUUAUGGAGGCAAUAGAGAAUCUCUCAUGCAAUGAUGGAAAGGUAGGCAUGCAGCAAGAUGGUUGCAACAAGAUAUACGAAAAGUGGAGUGAGGAGAAAAUACAAUUUAUGAGAAAGUAUGGGCACAUGAAGUGA